This is a messenger RNA of Bombina bombina (fire-bellied toad), 4039 nucleotides long. RefSeq names its product cytochrome P450 2K1. Bases 102 to 1574 code for a protein of 490 amino acids. Gene Ontology annotation, molecular function: oxidoreductase activity, acting on paired donors, with incorporation or reduction of molecular oxygen, reduced flavin or flavoprotein as one donor, and incorporation of one atom of oxygen; iron ion binding; heme binding. Gene Ontology annotation, biological process: xenobiotic metabolic process. Gene Ontology annotation, cellular component: cytoplasm; intracellular membrane-bounded organelle. NCBI's taxonomy places the organism in Eukaryota, Metazoa, Chordata, Amphibia, Anura, Bombinatoridae. The transcript has 9 exons. The record is from RefSeq and is a predicted model, not a curated record.
AUUAACAUGAUUUAGUGGACUAAACCCAGUGUGUAAAUUGUGUUUUUGACAAGAAAGUCUGACUAUACCUGGCUGCAGCAGUCAGUAUACUCUACAUCACCAUGAUGCUGUUGAUCUACAUCACAAUUUGUGUUGUACUUUUAUUCUAUCUUGUAAAUCAUUUUAAAAAAACAGGUAUGAAAAUGCAUCCCGGACCCAGACCUCUUCCUUUCAUUGGCAACCUGCACCUGCUGGAUCUGAAAAAGCCUUACCAGUCCCUGAUGGAGAUGUCUGAAACAUAUGGAGAUGUAUUUACUGUACAUUUUGGUCCUAUGAAGAUGGUGGUGCUUUCUGGAUACAAGACAGUGAAGGAUGCUCUAGUCAACCAGGCUGAUGACUUUGGAGAUAGAGCAGACAUGCCGAUAUUUACAAAUUUAAUAAAAGGAAAUGGUAUUGUAUUUGGACAUGGAGAAUCAUGGAAAAUAAUGAGAAGGUUUACACUCUCAACCCUACGAGACUUUGGAAUGGGAAAGAAGACAAUACAAAGCAGAAUUCAAGAUGAAUUACACCCUUUACUCACACAUUUGGAAUCCUACAAUGGUAAACCAUUUGGCACACCAGUUAUUUUGAACAGUGCAGUUUCUAACGUCAUCAGCUCCAUUAUUUUUGGGAAAAGAUUUGAAUACGAUGACCCAACACUGAUAUCUCUUAUUAAACUAAUAAAUCAAAAUACAAAACUCUCUGGAACACCUCAAGCAAUGCUGUUUAAUCUCUACCCGGUUCUUGGACCACUUGUUGGAGUAGAUAAAGAAAUAGCUGAGAAUAUUAAUAUUCUGGAGAGCUUUAUGCACAAAUUUAUUCAAGAACACAAAGAAGAAUAUAAUGAAAAUCACAUUACUGGGUUUAUUGAUGCAUUCCUAAUGAAGCAAGAGCAGGAAUCAUCAAACUUAAACACUUACUUCCAUUAUGGAAACUUGACGUAUUCGGCUUUAGACCUUCUAGCAGCUGGAACUGAGACAACAUCCACAACCCUAAGCUGGGCAUUGUUACUGAUGACAAAAUAUCCAGAGAUUCAAAAAAAGGUUCAAGAAGAAAUUAAGACUUUCAUUAAACCGGGACAGUUGCCUAAAGUGGAUGAUCGGAAGAACAUGCCAUAUACUGAUGCAGUGGUGCAUGAAGUACAGAGAUUUGCUAAUAUAGUUCCAUUAAAUUUAUCCCAUGUGACUACAAAAGAUGUUCACUUCCGAGGGUAUCACAUCCCAAAGGGCAUUGAAGUGAUUCCUAUGCUUACCUCUGUGUUGUAUGACAAAACUCAGUGGGAUACUCCUUAUAGGUUUAAUCCUCAUCACUUCUUGGAUGCAGAUGGGAAAUUUGUUAAAAAGGACGCGUUCAUACCUUUUUCUGCAGGAAGAAGAGCAUGUGUUGGAGAAAGUUUGGCCAAAAUGGAGAUUUUCUUAUUUUUUACUGGUCUUCUCCAGAAGUUUACCUUCCAUCCUCCACCAGGCAUCUCAGAAGAUGAUCUCAGUCUGGAUGCAGAUAUUGGUUUCGUCUUAUGGCCCGUGCCAUAUAAGACUUGUGCUGUCUCCAACUACUAGCCUAGAGUUCUUACCAAAAAAGGACAAUAAAUACAAACAUAUAAUAGUUAAAAAAAACAUACAUAUAUAUGUAAGCCAUCAUUCAUUUAAUAUAAUGGUACAGCAGAGCUGAAGACAAAGUAAUUUUAAACCGCUCAAUUAUUUAACAAAGAAUGAAAUUAAAGCUAUCUAUCCUUCUUCCAAUUAACUUCUAACAUUAACUUUUUAUUCAUAUAAAUGGUAAUACUUUAGCUUAUACAGAAACCUGAGCUAAAAAUGUAACUUCUCACAUAUUGCUCUGUGAAAUUUUAAAGGAGGUGGUUUCACAGAGCAAUGUGUGAGAAGUUACAUUUUUAGCUCAAUGGUCAUAAGCUAAUGUAUUACUGUGGUUACUACCAGUUCAGGAGUAAUAAACCAAUACAAGCAUUGCUACCGGAGCACACAGGCAGGCAUGGCUAUCUGUUUAACGUGCUUAGGCCUAGUUUCUAUUAAAGGGACAUUGUACACUAGAUUUUUCUUUACAUAAAUGUUUUGUAGAUGAUCCAUUUAUAUAGCAGAUCUGGGAGUGUUUUGUAACAAUGUAUAGUUUUGAUUAUUUUUUUAAUAACAUUGUGCUGAUUUUCAGACUCUUAACUUAGCCCCAAAGUAUCUAAUAAUGUAGACUGAAGUCUACAGAUUCCCGCUUGCUCCUGUUUGUGUAAUCUGUCUUUUCAAAUUCAUGGGAGGGGCACGUUUUUGCUCUUCCUGUUUUGCCAACCCCUUUCAAUGUGUGUCCCAGCAUAACCUCAUCAAAAGUGCUAAACUGGGAGCUUUUAAGUAAGUUUUUAAAAAAGGUUUUAUACUGUUUUUUUUAUAUAGGUAUCUGUGCAUAUUCUUGUUUAUAGUAGUGCCUAUGACAUGCAGUUAUAUGAAAAUUGGAGUAUACUGUCCCUUUAAGUUGGUAAAGUUUUGAAACUGGUGGUAACAUAAACAUUCUACAUAGACUUUGGUCUAGUUUCCAUUGUGGUGAUAACGUUUGGAAACGGGUGGUUACAUAAAAAUUCUCCAUAGUAUCCAUACUUUACCACCUCAAUGGAAACUAGGCCUUUGAUGGAGAUAAAUCCUUUUAUCACCACUUUCCAAACUUUACUAUAUCAAUGGAAACGUGGCCUGUGUUUGUAUCUUUGCUCCUGUUCUGAUUUUAACACAAUAAAGUGCUGUUACUCAGUACUGCGCAUUACCAGAACAGAACCAGCAUCAGGAACCCAGUCAUGUCAGAUAGUGACUCCCUUGCAGUAUGCACGCUAGUUAGGGAGUGAGGGAUAAUCCCUAGCUCUGUAUUGAGGGAGCAUUAGAUAUGUAUCCAGAAGCAGUAUUAAAACAGCAAGGUCUAUGGAGAAUUUUUAUGUUAUCACCAUUUUCCAAACUUUACCAUCUCAAUUAAAACUGGGCCUUUCUCUGCAAAAUGUGUAAUACAUGUGUACUGUAAAGUUUACCUCUAUGUAAUGCUUUAUUUAAAUAGUACAGGUAGAAAACCCUUUAUCCAAACUGCUUGGGACUGGAUCCAUUCUAAUAGCUGUCACCUGAGGAGGUGGAAAGAGAAUGUCCUAAAAAGAUAAUGUCUUCAGCUACAAUGUAACUGUACUAGGAUAAAUGAUUAUCUAGAACAAGCAGAGAUCUUAGAACAAAAAUUCAAAGAUGGGGGUAUAAAAAAAGAUAUUAUCCCUAAUGCAAAAUAAGAAAUAAAAUUAAGAAAAAGAAAAACAUUGUUAGAACAUAAAAAUAAGGGUGUGAAAUAACCGGCAAAUAAUGUUAUUAUCAAUGUCCCUUUAUAAAAUAAUUAUACUGACAAUUUUAAGACCCUAAAUGGUAUCAUGAGAAAACAUUGGCAUUUAUUACUUAAUGACCCUAUAAUUGGGAACAAGAUUACCCCAUACCCUUGGAUUGUGUAUAGGAAAGCCAGAAACUUGAAAUCUUUCUUGGAUCCAAGUGAGUUUAAAACAGACAAAGAUAUAUGAAACAGGUAAACCUAUUAGAAAAGGAACUUAGUGGCUUCUUUCCAUGUUUUAGCUAAAAGUCAUGUCAAUUAAUUAAUAAAAGAAAAGAGUUUAUUUCACAACAAACAGGAUAGAAUUUUCAGAUAAAAGAUAUGAUAAGAUGCCAAGACAGGGGGGUAGUUUAUCUCAUUGAAUGUUCGUGUAAUAGUCAAUAUAUAGGGGAAACAACGAGAAUGCUACAAGAAAGGAUAUAGGAACAUCUCUAGAUUAUAGAAAAUGGCAAAACAAGAAACCUAUACCAGCAUUUUUUUAAAGAGGUACACAAUAUUCACCUCUCAGACUUCAAAUUUUGGCCAAUUAAAAAAUGAAACAAAAUUGGAGGGGGUAAUUUUGAAUUCAAAUUUUUGAGAAAAGAAGCUAAAUUAAUGUAUAAAUUACAAACUCUACAACCAAAAGGUUUAAAUUCUAAAUUAGACAUCUCUGCCUUCAUAUAGAUAAAUUAUUGAGCAA